Messenger RNA from Clarias gariepinus (North African catfish), 4198 nucleotides. It is a transcript of the gene appbp2, whose product is annotated as amyloid beta precursor protein (cytoplasmic tail) binding protein 2. The record is from RefSeq and is a predicted model, not a curated record. Gene Ontology annotation, biological process: intracellular protein transport. The transcript has 13 exons. NCBI's taxonomy places the organism in Eukaryota, Metazoa, Chordata, Actinopteri, Siluriformes, Clariidae. Bases 267 to 2033 code for a protein of 588 amino acids. Gene Ontology annotation, molecular function: protein binding.
AGAGAGAACGGAGGGAGGGGGGUGUUGGAGGACCAGAUAGAAAAAAACAUAAUAAUAAUGUAUGAGAUUAUGACCGGGUCCCGUUUAUAUAACCCGUUCCGAUCGUUCUUGCUGUUGUUUUAAAGCUGACCAAGGUGUAUGAGUAGCGACGGAGAAAAGCGUUUUACCUUGAAACGGUAGCGAAGGAAGGAAGGAAGGGGAAAGCAGAGAGAGGAGAGAGAGGGGGGGCGGCUGUUGCUGCUGGAUAUUUGGAGAAGGAAAACAACAUGGCUGCUGUGGAGCUGGAGUGGAUCCCUGAGACCCUGUACAACACCGCUAUAUCCGCCGUAGUGGAUAAUUACAGCCGGUCGAGGAGGGAUAUACGCUCACUUCCUGAAAAUAUCCAGUUUGACGUCUACUACAAGCUCUACCAGCAAGGCCGGCUUUGCCAGCUGGGAGGGGAGUUCUGUGAGCUUGAGGUCUUUGCUAAAGUCCUCCGAGCCUCUGACAAAAGGCACCUCCUACACCACUGUUUCCAGGCACUAAUGGACCACGGCGUGAAAGUGGCUUCAAUCCUGGCCAAUUCCUUUAGCCGACGAUGCUCGUACAUUGCCGAGUCGGACGCACACGUUAAAGAGAAAGCCAUCCAGUUUGGCUUUGUUUUAGGUGGCUUUCUGUCAGAUGCCGGUUGGUAUGGGGACGCCGAGAAAGUCUUUGUCUCAUGUCUCCAGCUGUGCAUGUUACACGAUGAGAUAUUGCACUGGUAUCGUGCACUGGAGUGCUGUGUCAGGUUGCUUCACGUGCGCAACGGCAACUGCAAAUAUCACCUGGGAGAGGAGACAUUCAAACUGGCUCAGUCAUACAUGGACAAGUUAGCCAAACACGGUCACCAUGCCAACAAGGCUGCUCUUUAUGGAGAGCUGUGCGCUCUGCUCUUCGCUAAAAGCCACUACGACGAGGCGUACCGCUGGUGUAUAGAGGCCAUGAAGGAGAUCACGGUCGGUCUGCCUGUAAAAGUGGUGGUCGACGUCCUGAGACAAGCCUCUAAGGCAUGUGUCGUUAAAAGGGAGUUCAGGAAAGCGGAGCAGCUGAUAAAACAUGCAGUAUUUCUAGCACGGGAACAUUUUGGCCACAAGCACCCAAAAUACUCUGAUACGCUACUAGAUUAUGGAUUUUAUCUCCUAAAUGUGGAUAACAUUUGCCAAUCUGUCGCCAUUUAUCAGACUGCCCUCGAUAUUCGGCAGUCUGUGUUUGGAGGGAAAAAUAUCCAUGUGGCCACGGCGCACGAGGACCUCGCAUACUCGUCUUAUGUGCACCAGUACAGCUCUGGAAAAUUUGACAACGCACUAUUUCAUGCAGAACGCGCCAUAGACAUUAUAACUCAUAUUCUCCCAGAGGAUCAUCUACUACUGGCCUCCUCCAAGAGGGUGAAAGCAUUAAUCCUGGAGGAAAUUGCCAUAGACUGCCACAAUAAAGAAACAGAAGAGCGCCUCCUACAGGAGGCCCACGACCUGCACCUCUCGUCCCUGCAGCUGGCCAAAAAAGCCUUUGGAGAGUUUAACGUCCAGACGGCGAAACAUUACGGCAACUUGGGUCGUCUCUACCAGUCCAUGCGCAAGUUCAAGGAGGCUGAGGAGAUGCACAUCAAGGCCAUCCAGAUUAAAGAGCAGUUACUGGGACAGGAGGACUACGAGGUAGCCCUGUCUGUGGGACACUUGGCUUCCCUGUACAACUACGACAUGAACCAGUACGAUGACGCCGAGCGGCUCUACCUCCGCUCCAUCGCCAUCGGUAAGAAGCUGUUCGGAGAGGGCUACAGCGGACUGGAAUAUGAUUACAGAGGAUUGAUCAAGCUUUACAACUCCGUAGGGAAUUACGAGAAAGUGUUCGAGUACCACAACAUCCUGUCCAACUGGAACCGCUUGAGGGACAGGCAGUUUGCAGUAGCCGACGCCUUAGAGGACGUGAACACCAGCCCCCAGGCCACAGACGAAGUGGUGCAGUCCUUCCUGCUGUCCAACAGCCACGCAGUGGGACGUUCCUGUAUGGGUUAAAUCCCAGGACCUUGUGGGAUUCGUUCCACACACAAACGUACACUCACCCGCAUCCUCACACAUCCUCAUCCGGAUUUAUUCACACCCCAUCACACAGAGUGGCGAGACGAGACGAAGCGAGACGGACCGGAUCCGGAAGCCGCAAGGUCACCCAUGUAAAGCAGGCCCGAGCGUCCUGUUAUUCACAAGAGCCCUGGUGAAGAGACGCGGCGUCUCCACCAGCGCAAUCAGAACUCUUCCUGUGGAAAAUGCAGCCUUCUAAUAGCACCCGGUUCACCUGCCGAUAAAGGAUUUUUUUUUUUUAAGACUUUAGAAAAUCUGAUUAUUUAUCUGACUUGCUAAAAAAAAUAAGUGUGAAAAAAUAGGCAGAUAAAAAAGGUUUUAAAGAUUAAAAUAUAAAAAGUCUUCUUUUUUUUUUUUUAUGUCCCCCAUGGUAUGUGGGGUGGGGUGGGGGGUAAUAACAGGAGGUAGGGGUGGAAUGAAGUAUUGCUUAACACACGCCUACUAUGGAUGUCGUUUGCCUGCAUUCCCGAACAACGACACCACGGAGACAGAGUGACACUGAUGCAGGCUGGACAAAGACACCCAUUAGUCGGAACAAGUGAAGGACACACAGGCCUCACUUAUGCUUGUCUUACUAAAGUUCGCUACUUCUCCACACGAUACAGAGCUCUACGUUAUAACGAUUUUCUUAUUUGUUGUGUUUUUGGCAAGUGUAAGGAAACCUGUGUUACAUUUUUAAUCACUUCCUGUUUUUUUUUUUGUUUGUUUGUUUGUUUCCCACUUCAUGCCACAAUAAGAGGAAUGGAUGUGAUUGUGGAUCAGUGGAUUUAAUUUCUUUUCAUUCACAGUUUGUUGUUUGUUUGUUGUUUUUUUUCCAUUUUUUUUGUAUCCUUGCAUAUUAGUGCUGACAUAGUUUCAUUUAAAAAAAAAAAAAGCCAAUAAUUUAUAUACAAAGUGUGCUAUAAUCCUGUAGGUGUAUAGUUGCAAGUGGAUGAGCCAAAAUGACUGAUUAAAACUGAUGGUGAGAAAAUGAGGCUGCCAAUAUGAGUGAGUGAAAGGACCGUGGAGUCAGACAGCCGAGCAGCUACACGCACACAAAAACCGGUGAUGCACACAAGUGUGUGUCGUGUGCCAUGCUGUAAUUGGUCAUUGUUAUUAUUAUCAUUGUCCUUUCAGAGCCCUAUUCAGAUUUGCACUGAUUCACAUCGUUGGCUCUCUGCCAGGGAAAAGAGCUGAGCGCCGCACACCCGGCUUUGUGAAGAGGCUCUGCUACAGAGGGACCAAUUGUAGAAGGGUUUCAUAGCGUAGUCUGGUGUGAACUCGAUGAGCUCUGUCAUAGAGGCAGACGUUAAUUAGUCAGCAUGUACUAUAAUGCAAUAUCAUACUCCUUAAAAAUUUAUUAAGAUAAUUAAAUUCCUGUUACUUAUUUAUAACCUCUCUCUCUCGCUCCACUUGUUCUAAAAAUCCGCAACUAAAAAAAAAAUGAUGAUGCCCGGUCAAGUGAGUGUGCAAUACGGUUUACACAGAAGCAUUUCUUACUUUUAACACAAGGCAGUAUUCUUAAACAAAUCUGAAACUUUUCCAAAUCACACAUUCAACAAAUAUAUGAUUGUAUUAUUAUUAUUAUUUUACAGGACUAUUGUUUUAAAUGAUGUGGGGGUUUUGCUUCAAAAAAAUCAGCUUGUGAAGUCUAUUUUAAUGUGUGUCUGUAUGUGUGUGAAUAGUUAAAAGAGUAAGUAAAUGCAGAGCGUUGCAUUGGUGGUGUAAAUGGAGUGUUUUGGAAUGUACCGAUGAUGUCAUGCUGCAAUGAAGACCCCAGCGCUAAGUCAUGUCCCAGCCUUUGUCCAUUUCAAGGACGUUCGGCUGGUGGUGCUCUGACUUCGUCGGCCCCUCCGCUUGCUUCAGACCUUGCCGUGAAAUUAGUUGUUUAAAUCACAACACUAGCUCUCUCUCGGAGCUCUCACGUUCCUCGUGCGAGUGCACUAAGGUUAGCCUAACCAAUUAUGCUGUUGAAAAUGUGAUUUCAACACCUUGCAGAUGAUACAAAAGAGAAUCGGAGAAGGGGGAAAGGUUGCCUUGUUUACACGGGGGGAAAAAAAGAAAAUGUAUUAUUGGACUAUUACAACACAACCAAUAAAAACAACCUGUGAUCUUGAGAACGA